Messenger RNA from Elgaria multicarinata webbii, 1497 nucleotides. It is a transcript of the gene LAG3, whose product is annotated as lymphocyte activating 3. NCBI's taxonomy places the organism in Eukaryota, Metazoa, Chordata, Lepidosauria, Squamata, Anguidae. The coding region runs from base 1 to 1497 and encodes 498 amino acids. The transcript has 8 exons. The record is from RefSeq and is a predicted model, not a curated record.
AUGACUUGGCUGUUCCUGUUCUGGACUAUUGCCCUCAAUCUCCAGUUGACCAAUGCCAGACAUGUUUCCUUUGCACCUGGAGACAGCUGCAGGGUGUGGGCUGAAGAAGGAGCCCGAGCUACGCUGCCCUGUGACCUGAGUCCUCAGAAGUUGGCCAGCAGCAGAAGGCAGCUGUACAAAGGACUGUCUGUUCACUGGGUACGGCAUGAAGGCAGCUCCUACAAGAAGCGCCGCAUGGUGCUAAAGGUGGAGCCCAGUGGACUCAAGAAACUGGCCCGUUCCGUGAUGCACCGAGCAACGGUCUGGGACACCGGCUUUCUCAGCGGCAAUUUUUCACUCCAGAUUGAGCCGCUGCUGAAAGACGAUGCUGGGACCUAUGAGGCGUGGGUGAAAUUUGGCAGCGAGGUGUGGCGCUGCCAGUUGGAGCUUGGUGUGGUGUCAGUGACUGCUAACCCUCCUGGUCCCCUGGUUGAGUCUGAAGCUAUCAGGCUGACCUGUAACUCCACACGUCCAGAAACCCCCACAGAAACGAACUGGGUCCAUGCAGGUCUCCUCAUCCCCAACUCUGGUCGCUUUUCCUCUCUGGAUCAAUCUCUGUUUAUCUCCCGGUCGGUCAAGAGCGACUCUGGGCCCUGGGCCUGUGAACUCAUCUUUGCAGAUGGAGAGAGAAUUUCGGCUACAUACAACCUACAAGUGAUAGGAUUUGCUGAGCCAACCAUUUCCGUAGUCUAUGCUGCAGCAGGAUCUAACACUUACCUGCCCUGUGUCCUGAACCACGGUCCCAUUUCAAGGUUGGCUGUCCAUUGGAGCUACAUGACAAGGAGAAAAUCAAAGGCAAAGCUGACCCCCACUCGCGGAAACAGUAGGGAUUUCACCCUCCAUCUCCCUGCAGUGGUACCUGAUGAUGCAGGCCAGUACCUCUGUGAGAUCUCCAUCCGAAGUACCACCAUCACUAAGAAUGUCACGCUGGCAGUAAUGACAGUCACUCAAGCAGUCACGGAGGAAUCUCACUUGCUGCUCAUCUGCAACCUCAGUUACCACACAGGAAAUGAGCAUUUUCAGUGGAAGCACUUGGGUCUGAUGCCCACAAACAGGCCUUGGCCUGAGGUGACUUCCAGGAGUUUUGCGGGCUUGAGCCAGGGCUCGACCCUGGAGUUCUCUCAGGUGUUGCCUAACGAUGCAGGUACCUGGGAAUGCAGUGUCCAUGGCCCAAAUGGGAUGCUGGGAUCUGUGCAGCAUCACUUGAAAACCAGACGACCUUCUGGAACCAGUGCCCAGAUUGCCAGUUUGCAACCCGCAAAAACUGAGAAGAUCAUUUUUGGACUGAUCAUUUUCCUUCUUGUUCUUGUGGUCUCUGUCUUUGUUUUCAUCCGUCUGAGAAAAAAGAUAUCCCCAACAAACUUCCCAGCCCUGGAUAGGAUGGUAGCUGCUGCUUUGCCAGGAAAAGGAAUAAAGGAUGGAGUCCAGGAGGAGAAGGCCCUCCAGACGGAAUGCUGA